Molecule: messenger RNA, 4557 nt
Organism: Amoebophrya sp. A120
Lineage: Eukaryota; Dinophyceae; Syndiniales; Amoebophryaceae
Source: the annotation of a GenBank genome assembly
GUUUAACUAUGUGCUUUCGCACAGCCACAGGCUCUUUGACGCGAAGCAAAGUGAUAGGUAGGUCAUCGGCAUUAUUGGAAAGACUUCAGUUGUCGGGCUCGGGCCUAUUUUUCUACGCGAAACUCGUAUCCUCAACCUUCACCUUAAAAUCCAUAGAGGUUUGUUUUCCGCAAUGUCAAUAGUUUCGACGCAGCUGCAAUAGAUUCUUGCCCUUAUAGUAGACCAAGUGAGGAAUUCGAAAGAUGAAGAGGCCAGCUUCGCGCUUUAAGCGCCGACCUGCUUUGUUUUCGGCAAUUUGACCACCCGGGAAGGCCUCGAGGCAGCGCCAAGUAUUAUCUGAAACAAGACUACACAGGCACCGGGGCUGGGGGUCCGCGAAAUUCGCAAGAUGCCGAAUGUGGUCGAUCCUCCUGGCAGCUCCCUCGGACUGCAGCCGGCAGCCGGCCAGCAGCUGAUUUGUUUGGAGGAUUUUGAGAUUGACACGCGGCUGGAGCAGGAGUUUGACCCCGUAAAAUGGCUGAACGCGCGCACGCUUUCCGGGAGCAGUAUCAAUUCGCUGUCUACCUCGCUGCAGCUCCUGUGCCAGGAGGAGCAGGAGAACGUCGACCACCUCUCGACGAACUUGAUCGAAAAGUUUCCGGCUACGCUGUACCACUUGGAGCGCCUGAAAAAAGAAGUGGACCAAGGGCAGAAGCAAGUGCAGAAGGCCAUCAAGGAACUAUCCAAGGCCGGUAAGGACCACUCUUUCGGGCUUCUAAAUGACAUGGCACUCACCAAGGAAAGGCUGAUGGUCGCAAAAGUCGCAUUGCGCGAACUGCAAACCUGGGACAAGAAGAUUCAAGAGGUACUUACUCCACUGUGCCUUUUGUUCUGGGAUCAUGUGUGCUGAAUGGCGCUUGAAGAGGUACUUUUACUCAGAAUCCAUGUUGAGGACCUCGCAUGUUGAGGACCUCGCAUGUUGAGGACCUCGCAUGUUGAGGACCAACAGCAAGAUGGACGAGCGAACGACAAAACAUCAUAUCAAUUUUUUUGGCACCAUCGCUCGUAGAUAGUCGUGACGUGAAAUCUAGUACUAUCGUACUACAACCUUCAGGUCGACGACUUGCUUCGCGGCGGGGAGCUCGUGGAGGUGAUCGAGAAAAUCCGCGGCGCGCAGGAAGUCUGCGAGUGCUUUGAGGAGCUCCCCGAGUACGAGCUGCGUGUGAACAGUUUGCGGAAUUUUGAGGGCGAGCUCCACACGCUGGCUCGGAGAAAGCUAAGCCUCUCGCUGGAGCAGAACACGGGAUCCAGUACAACCGGCAUGAACGUCGACCUGCAGCAGUCGUUUGAGGUCUUCCUCAAGUGCGACUUGCAACCGGAGCUGAAUCAGCUGGUGUGCCAGCAUUUCGAGAAUGUGAGCCGGAAAUUUGACAGCGUCGUGCGAAACAACGCGACCAACGUGAGUUCCAUGGGGGAAGCCGUCCGGAACUGUUUCGAGCAGCUGACCGCGACGAGUCGCGAGGUGCUGCGAGCCAGCGAGAUCGUCUCGAUGAAUUUACAGCAGGAGGAGCAAUACGGCGCAGCUCUACAACAUCAACCUGCGUCCGGUUCCAGCAAGACGACUACCGGCACGGAGCAGAAGCACGCCAUCGUGCACUUGCACGACCAAGACGCCGUGCAACCGCACGACCCCGCACACCAUCCGUCUUCCUCCUCCUCCGCACACCUGCCAGGCGGCUCUGCAGUCGGGGGCGCAAGACCCUUGGAUCCGGUGACCCGCAAGAAGGCGGUGUACCAGAAACUCAAGCACCGCGCGCGCCUACUGGCCGCGCAACAAUCGGCGUCUGGCGUGGACGGACGAAGUCCCGCACAGCAACUGCACCCGACGACGUCGGAAAUGGACCCCGCUGGCGUCGGCAACGUGCAGGGGGGAGGUACUUCCCCGGAUGUGGACAACAUGGCAGAAAUGAGUGUACUAGUUUCAUCGCGCGGAGGGCGGAGUACAACUACAGCAGCAUCAAGACGAGAAAGCUCCGGUGCUGCAGAACCGGACGAGAAACUGGUGGACUUGCCGAAAGCGUUGACCAUCGCACUGAAUACGCUGCACGAGUCCUUGCUGCAGACGUUGGAAGCGUCCUCGCUGGCCAGCGCCGGAGGACUCAUGGGAGUCGAAGAACACCACUUGCAAACGAGCGGGGAAGAGAUUUUGACGAGGCGCACCAGCAGAAUACUAGGCAUGUGGAUCAGCUAUGUCGACGGGUGCGACCAACUGAGCGCAUCCUUGGAGGAGCAACCAGCAUCGGUUUUCUCCGUUUACCAGGCCUUUCCGCUCUGGCUGCUGCUGGACACGGUAAAAAGUGUGAUGCGCGGAGUAUUUUUCCAUGUACGACAAUGUCACUCAGUACAGAACUGUUUCAUCUUUCACAAAAAAGAACAUCAUACAUGUGCAGAGGAUUAGUUUCUUACCACAGGUGAAGUACGUGUACCAGCCCGGGCUCAAGGAUUGUGUUGUUGCUGGUACCGAAACUACGUCAAGUGCAGCCAACAAAAUGGCCAGCGAAGCGCUACUGCAGGCAGAGACGGAGGCAGUGAAGCAGAUGCAAAAUCUGCUGAAAUUCGCAGUCAAGGACGAUGUUUAUCUACUUGCUUGCGUGCCUUUUCUCGCCGUCGCGGCCAUUGAUUGGAGCUGUGCUGAGUUUCUGGGCGAAAAGCUGUCGCCGCUCGGGGAUAUCUUCCGAAAUACCAUCGUUGAAAAAUCGCUGAGCAACGCGAACCAGAUCGAUUCCACUGUGUUAAAUCUGUGCCUGGGUUUCUACAAGGUGCUGACGCAUGUCCAGAAGCAAAUCACCAACGAACUUGAGACGCCACUGCUGGCGCGGCUCGCCUCCCAAAAAGAUGCAGUACCCUACCCGCACUUCGCUCGAGGGCUCGAGCUCAAGUUCCGUAGAGAAGGGAUCAAACAGGUACAAGUGAUAAAGUCCGUGUUUUCGUCUUCGUUCUACGGGAAAAAGAAUUUAAAAUAUCCAGGAGAAAGCAUGUUUCUCUGUAGCCAAAACUCAGUUUGAAAUCUGUUACACGUCCUAUACCUAACAGCUGCAGUCCGAGUUCAAGAACUUCAGGCUGGACGAAGGGAACCCAGGCAUGCGGCAGUCGAAAAGUACGAUCGAGACGCUGAUUCACCGGUCGCAUGGACUUGUUGUGACCGCGUGUGUAGCGCCCAUCCAGAACGUCUUGCAACCCUACGCGACAAUGAAAGCGACGUGGGAAAAACUGGAUGGGGAGGGUAUUUGUCAUAUUUUCACUCGAAAUUGCGGAGUCGGUUCUUGCAGCAGAAUAAUGUUUCUUCAAAUUCAAAAAACAUUCAAAGUUGACUUCAUUCAGUGACUCUGCAAGAAUUAUUAUUGUGGUUGUAGUAGAUCUUCGUGAGUUUAAAUUUAUUCGGGCGCUUCCGUUCCUUUGGGACAACAUGCACAACAUGCGUUUACUUGUUUCUUUUUCUGUCAUUACCCGACUGGUGCAAGAGCAUGCAUAUUGCAAUUCAGAUUUCGCGAGACUGCAGAUCGAGCUCCAGCCUGGUUCUUUCUCGCCGCAGCAGAGCAUGACCAGUGUCGGCGAACAGCUUUUCGGUAUGGUGCCGAUGCUGGAACACAGUGGGUUGGUCGAAGAAUGGUUGCAGGCCGCGUUGCAGGAAGUGGCGCGGAUGAUCGUGUCCCACGCGUUGCAGAUUUCACGUCUGAGUUGCAAGGGCCUAGCUCAGCUCACGUGCGACCUGGAGUACGUCUACAAUGUGAUUUCGGCGCUGUGCCACGAGGGCGACGAGGAGCAAAAGGCGCUCUUCACGCUGGUCACAUGCAGCAAGCAGCUGCUUGAGCAUUUAUCAGCCAACCUUAGCAGUGCCGCUGCGACGUCUACACCCGGUAAAGGAAGUCCCGUCGUUGCGCUUCUUGAGCAACUGGAGCAGACUGCCCCACCAUUUCAGGCAGGCAGCGGACCGGUAGAUCUCAGCGCAAAGUACGGCCGAACGCUGCGAAACAUGAUGCGCACGUACCACAAUCACACGACUACAUCAAUUGCGGGGGGUGCGGCGGGCGUACUGCCUGGAGGUGCUGACGUCAACGUGGGUAACAUUUGACCUGGGCGCUUCUGAGUCACGCGGUUCUCCAUCUGCCAGCGAUCCAGUAGAGCAGUGCUGGAAGCCCAAGCCGCACUAAUUCCAAGAAAGUGAAAAGCAGGUGGACAAUUCAGACGUGGAAGAUUAAACACAACAAUGCACCAUAAGCGCAACGCUGCUCCUUUGAUUUUCCAGAAUGAUUAGUGCACGCGCGGCUCGCUCGGUUUGCAAAGCCUUGUGCAUCGGAAUGUGGUUCAGGCUAGAAAUGCUCUUAGUUUGAUGUCUUGGUUUGAGCCGCAUGCGCAGAUCAUCGAGUUGUCUCCUUCAGGUGGUCAUGAUACCGCUGACGAUCUUAAACAAGCAGCGAAGGUUUUCAUUGGCAACAUUUUCCUGCUACCAAUUCUGCUCAGGAGCAUCAGUCGUCCCGCGUUGAUUCGCCCCCGUACCGAUCGAUCUCAAAAAUUGUC